Messenger RNA from Necator americanus (New World hookworm), 825 nucleotides. RefSeq lists its product as uncharacterized. The record is from RefSeq and is a predicted model, not a curated record. The transcript has a single exon. The coding region runs from base 1 to 825 and encodes 274 amino acids. Lineage: Eukaryota; Metazoa; Nematoda; Chromadorea; Rhabditida; Ancylostomatidae.
AUGACGACUAAGACCAUCCAUGGGAACUCGCAAUUCCAGAAGCCCUCCUCUCUACGCUGGACGUGGGAUUCACCUUUUGGAGGGUAUCAUAAUGAAAUUGACGACAUCAUCGUCAGUAAAAGGUUUUGCCUGACGGAUGUCGCUAUUGUACCAAAGUUUUAUACGGGAUCGGACCAUCGCCUUCUUCGAGGAAGAUUUUCUUUCACACGGGCAAAAGAAAAAGCCGCGAAGUUCUUUAAGCGAACUCCCAGAACCAUCAUACACUGGAAGCUCUUCGCUUCGCUUGUCGAUUUUUGGGAAGAUACCGUUAUGGACAACAUCGACGGCGAAGAGUGGCUUGUAGAACAUCUUCACGACUGUAGGAGGAAAGCGAAGAGUUUCAAAACCACCAAGAGACGCCUGUCUCCGAAAACUCUAGAGCUGAUACGUGGAGCUACACGAGCUGCAGGCAAGCAAGAACUCACGUCCGAGCUAGCAAGGCUUUGCAGAGAGACGAUAAAGGAAGACCUCAAAGGGAGAAGAGCAGAAGUGUUGGCUGAAGAUGCAGAGGUAGAACAGAGCAUUUGCUACUCCCGUCGGGACUUCGCCAAUCGUAAAACAACAAUGACUGCUCUCCGGACCUCAGAUGGAACAACUACAGCAUCGAGAAGGAGGAUGGAAAAUGUCAUUCACGACUUUUACUCAGACCUCUUCGACAGCCACGUCCACUUGCCUCCUCACCAUCUGAGGGAAGAUGGACAUGUCGUUCCAGAGGUGCUCCCUUCCGAAGUCGGACAUGUCGGUGAAAAAUCGUACUUCACUCGGUCUCGACAGAAUCAAGCCUGA